Messenger RNA from Talpa occidentalis (Iberian mole), 5239 nucleotides. RefSeq names its product mutL homolog 3 (gene MLH3). Gene Ontology annotation, cellular component: mismatch repair complex. The transcript is spliced from 13 exons. NCBI's taxonomy places the organism in Eukaryota, Metazoa, Chordata, Mammalia, Eulipotyphla, Talpidae. Gene Ontology annotation, molecular function: mismatched DNA binding; ATP binding; ATP-dependent DNA damage sensor activity. Gene Ontology annotation, biological process: mismatch repair. The record is from RefSeq and is a predicted model, not a curated record.
AGACGGUUAGUGUCGGGGAGCUGGUGACACCGGACUCGAGGCAAUUCUUCCCAGUCCGAGAAGGAAACAAGUGCCUGCCUCUCUCACCAGCUUUCAACCUGCCAUGAUCAAGAGCUUGUCAACUGAAGUGCAAGCCAAAUUGCGUUCUGGUCUGGCUAUAUGCUCCUUGGGCCAGUGUGUUGAGGAGCUUGCCCUCAACAGUAUUGAUGCUGAAGCAAAAUGUGUGGCUGUCAGGGUGAAUCUGGAAACAUUCCAAGUUCAAGUCAUAGACAAUGGAUCGGGAAUGGGGAGUGAUGAUGUAGACAAGGUGGGAAAUCGUUACUUCACUAGUAAAUGCAACUCGCUACAGGACUUGGAAAAUCCAAGGUUUUAUGGUUUCCGUGGGGAGGCCUUGGCAAGUAUAGCUGACAUGGCCAGUGCUGUGGAAAUUUCAUCCAAGAGAAACAGGACAAUGAAAACUUUUGUGAAACUCUUUCAGAAUGGAAAAGCCCUGAAAGCUUGUGAAGCUGAAUUGAACAGACCAAGCACCGGGACAACAGUAACAGUAUAUAAUCUAUUUUACCAGUUACCUGUAAGGAGGAAAUGCAUGGAUCCCAGACUGGAGUUUGAGAAAGUGAGGCAGAGGAUAGAAGCACUAGCACUCAUGCACCCUUCCGUUUCCUUCUCUUUGAGAAAUGAUGUUUCUGGUUCCAUGGUUCUUCAGCUCCCCAAAACCAAAGACAUAUGUUCCCGAUUUUGUCAAAUUUAUGGACUGGGUAAGUCCCAAAAGUUAAAAGAAAUAAAAUUUAAAUACAAGGAGUUUGAGCUUAGUGGCUAUAUCAGCUCUGAAGCACAUUAUAAUAAGAAUAUGCAGUUUUUGUUUGUGAACAAAAGGCUAGUUUUAAAGACAAAGUUGCAUAAACUCAUUGACUUUUUAUUAAGGAAAGAAAGUAUUAUAUGCAAGCCAAAGAAUGGCUCUGCCAGUAGGCAAAUGAAUUCAAGUCCUCGGCAUCGGUCUAACCCAGAACUCCAUGGAAUCUAUGUAAUCAACGUGCAGUGCCAGUUCUGUGAGUAUGAUGUGUGCAUAGAGCCAGCGAAAACUCUGAUUGAGUUUCAGAACUGGGAUACUCUCUCGGUUUGCAUCCAGGAAGGAGUAAAAAUGUUUUUAAAGAAAGAAAAAUUAUUUGUGGAAUUAUCAGGUGAAGACAUUAGAGAAUUUAGUGAAGAUAAUGAUUUUAGUGUAUUUAGUGCUACUCUUCACAAGCAGGUGUCCACUGAUGAAAAGUGUGACGAGGUCUGUUUCCAAGAAGCAUGUACUAAUAUUUUAGAUUCCUAUGAAAUGUUUAAUUUGCAAUCCAAAGCUGUGAAAAGAAAAGCUACUAGAGAAAACAUAAACACAGAAAAUUUUAGGGAUCCAGAGGUUAUCAGAAAAAAGACAAAUGACUCAUUUUUGUAUACUCAAGAAUCAGAUAGCCCAAGCCAUAGUAAAAUGACAGAGUCACCCUUGCAAAACAAAGAGCGCUCUUGCUUAGAAUUAAGGCUCAUAGAACAAGAAACAGCUGAAGUAUCAGAAUCAGGAGAAAGUAAGAAGCAUAAAAAAUCUUGCUUAGAACUUAACUCUUCAGAAAAUCCACCUGCAACAAGUUCAGAAAUGUUUGCAAGCCCUUCUCAAACAUCACAUCACUUGGAGGAGAGUGGAGAAGACCUAGAAAUACGGAAAGUUAGUACUGCUCUUAAAGACAUGGCUUCCAACAUCCUGAUGAACAAUCAAAUUCAAAAUCAAGUAGAGAGAUUUAAAGAGGCUACUGAAGUGGAAUGCCAACCUCUGCCUUUUGAGACAACAUUAUUAAGAGCACGUGGUGCUCAUAGAGAAGAAGAAAACAGAAAGGAAGAACCUAGUAAUUGUGGAAGAAUAAAUGUUUUUAGUUAUGGACAAGUUAAAUUAUCUUCCACUGGCUUCAUAACUCAUGUGGUACAAAGUCAGCAGGCUAAAUCGACAGAAACAGAGCUUUUAUUUAAAAAUUGUGUUCAGUCUGGUCCUGUGAGUGCCAAAGAAGCAUUUGGAAAUAGAACAUGCCUUUCAGUUGAGGCUCCAAAUAUCUAAGAUUUAACCCACACCCACACGUUAAGUAAAGAAUUCCCUCAGCUGCCCAACAAAAAAUUGAGCAGAGCAAGUAGAAGUUAUGGGAUAGAGAGCAAGCCUGUAGCAGCUUACAAAAAUUCUGCUGUUUUCCAGGAACACAGUGAAAAACCACACACAGGGUGCUUAUUACCUAACACAACCUCUUUCCCUUGGUGUAGACAUGUUUCAAGUGGUAGUAAGAAAACAAAGAAAUUAAUCAGUUCCUCUAAACCCAUAGCACAUAAGAAGCUAUGCUUAAGUUUGCAAUUAGGAUCUUUAGAGAAGUUUAAGAGGCAAUAUGGGAGGGUGAAAAAUCCUCUGAAUACAGAAGAAGAAGAAAAUAAUAAUUGUGAAAUCAUUACCAAUCUCAGCCCUCAGGUUGAACCUGACAUUCCACAGAAAGACAAAAACCACAUUGAUAACUCUGACAUUUGUGACAUCACCACUCUGAAACAUAAUGAUUCAAAUAGUAGCUGUCAGCUAGUAAGUCGCAUCCUUUAUUCUGAGAAGUUUCCAUUCUCCCAGGAAGAAGAUUGUUUGGAACAGAUGCCUUGCUUAAGAGACAGUCCUAUAACUCUACAGGAGUUACCUCAUAUAAAUGAAAAACCUUUGAGCAUUGAGAAGUCACCUGCAUCGUUAGCUUCUAAAUUAUCCAGAAUGAAAGAUUCUGAAAGAGAGAUGUGCACAGUGGAGAUGAUGAAUCAUUUUAACAAACUUCCACAACCAGAUUCCAGUAAGAAAGAUGGUAAUUUGUACAGUGGGUUAACCCAAGACUCUUACAAGUUACUGAAAAAUGAACCUACAAAAAUAGAGGGUGGCAUCCUCCCAACAUCAGACUGGGUGGCACAGGAUCACUCCUCCAAUAAAGAUGUUGAAACAUAUUCUAACAAUGUUACAAUAGAGAACUCUGUGAUGCCAGAAACUCCUUUGAUACCCCCUUAUGAUAAUUCUCCAGUUACCAAUCAAGAUUCAAAUGUUCUUAUAGCCUCACAACAACAGAUAGGAAGUCCUGACCCCUCUAAUAGAAUGCUACUGAGUCACAUGGAGGACUCCACAGUGGCGCCCAACGGAACUUGUUUUCAGAGUCAGGAAUCGGCAGCAAGAACUUGUUCUGAAAAUGAAGAGCCAAACACACGUUCUUUGGAUUGGCAGCAGCAUUUUGAUGUAGCCCUGGGAAGGAUGGUCUAUAUUAACAAGAUCACCGGUCUUAGCUCGUUCACUGCACCUACAGAAGAUGCUCAGGCUGCUUGUACUAAAGACCUGACAACUGUGGCCGUGGAUGUCGUGCUUGAGAACGGAUCUCAGUACAGGUGUCAUCCUUUUAGAAGCAGCCUUGUUCUUCCUUUCCUUCCUAGAGCUCGGGAAGACAGGAUUAUGAUGAUACGGAAUAACAGAGAUACUAUGGGUGAUGCUCUUGGUAGAGAAUCGCUUGAGUCUUUGUUCUCAGAAUGGAACAAUCCAGUAUUUGCCCGUUUUCCAGAGGUUGCUGUUGAUGUGAGCAGUGGCCAGGCUGAGAGCUUGGCAGUUAAGAUCCACAACAUCUUGUUUCCCUAUCGUUUUACCAAAGAAAUGAUUCAUUCAAUGCAGGUUCUCCAGCAAGUGGAUAACAAGUUUAUUGCCUGUGUAAUGAGCACUAAGACUGAAGAGAAUGGAGAGGCAGGUGGGAACUUGCUAGUCUUGGUGGACCAGCAUGCUGCCCAUGAACGUGUCCGUUUGGAGCAGCUUAUUAUUGAUUCCUAUGAGAAGCAGCAGUCACAAGGCUCUGGUCGGAAGAAAUUACUGUCUUCCACUAUAAGUCCUCCUCUGGAGAUAACAGUCACAGAAGAACAAAGAAGACUCUUACGGUGUUACCACAAAAAUCUGGAAGAUCUGGGCCUUGAAAUUAUAUUUCCAGAUACCAGUAAUUCUCUGGUCCUUGUAGGAAAAGUACCACUCUGUUUUGUGGAAAGAGAAGCCAGUGAACUUCGAAGAGGAAGAUCUACUGUGACCAAGAGUAUCGUGGAGGAAUUUAUUCGUGAACAAGUGGAGCUACUCCAGACCACGGGAGGCAUCCAAGGGACUUUGCCACUGACUGUCCAGAGGGUGUUGGCAUCCCAAGCCUGCCAUGGGGCCAUUAAGUUUAAUGAUGGCCUGAGCCUAGAGGAGAGUUGUCGCCUUAUGGAAGCCCUGUCCCGCUGCCAGCUGCCGUUCCAGUGUGCUCACGGGAGGCCAUCCAUGCUGCCGUUAGCAGACAUAGACCACUUGGGGCAGGAAAAACAGAUUAAACCCAAUCUCGCUAAACUUCGUAAAAUGGCCCAAGCCUGGCAUCUCUUUGGACAAGCAGAAGGAUGCGAUACAAAGCAAAGCUUGCAGGCAUCUGUGCCUCCUGGUGAGCCACCAUGAGAACUGAAUUACUGAUCUCUAAGGAACCCAAGGAAUGUUAACUGUGUGCUCUGAGCAGAGGGUGAGCUGCGGACACCAGCCCAGCCCAGCCCAUCAGCCUGGUGCAUUCCAGCAACCUCAGUCUUCCUGGGGCGGAUGAUCCCUUUAAUUAAAUAGUCCAAUGGAAUUCAAGCCUAAAGACAGUUUAUUCAUUUGCAUCCAUGAACUCAGGAGGUUGCCCUUAUUUUUUUGUAACUUAUUUAGGGAUAAAAUUUAAUGAUUAAUUGCCUGAUUUUCUGGUUGGUUUGCUUGAUUGUGGGGGUGGGAUGUGUUUCAGUUUUGUCUUGCAUUAUUUCCCAAUUUCAUAAUUUGCAUGUAUGUAAUUCACCUGAUGCUGAAGUCCCAGGGAUCACGUCUGCCUUCCUAUAGGGCCCACAGUUGCCCCAACUCCCCCUCCCCAACCUCUACCCCAGCCCUCUUCAUCCCCCUCUGCUAGAUCUGACUUCAAGAGCUGCUCCAUGCUCAAAGAAAACAUCCCCUGCAGUCUUCCAUCAGGCCUUUAGUUACAUUAUUUAAGCAUUAAAAACUGUUGAUUUAAAAAAAUAAGGACAAGAAUAGAGAAAAUUUAAUUAAAGUCCUGGUCCUGGUUGGUUUAUUGCCUCUAAAAACUUUCAGCGAAUGAUGCUGUUCACAUCCUAAAAUAGUGGAAAGGGGGCAGUACUACAUGCUUGUGUUUUAAAAAAUAUAUUUUGUACUUUAUAAAGUAUCUCUUUAUGU